Molecule: messenger RNA, 1152 nt
Organism: Acanthosepion pharaonis
Lineage: Eukaryota; Metazoa; Mollusca; Cephalopoda; Sepiida; Sepiidae
Source: the annotation of a GenBank genome assembly
AUGGAAGUGUUCAUAUUCUUUGUCUGGACACAGGGGCCAUUCCCUGUUUUUCUUCCUUGCUCUCUCUCUCUCUCUCUCUCUCAUUUUCCUUCCACUCUUUUGGCCCAUUCAUCUUCUUUCCUUUCUUCCUUCCUUCCUCUCUGUAAUCUCAUUCAUUUCCUCCUCUCUCUCUCUCUGCUCAUUCAUUUCCCUCCCUCUCUCUCUCUCUGCUCAUUCAUUUCCCUUCCUCUCUCUCUCUCUCUGCUCAUUCAUUUCCCAUUGUCUCCCCUCAUUCAUCCCUGCCCUCUCUCUCUCUUAACUCAUUCAUUUGCUUCUUUCUCAGCUCAUUCAUCCCCCCCUACCUCUCUCUCUUGGAUCAUUCAUCCCCCCCCCUCUCUCUCUCUCUUGGUUCAUUCAUUCCCCCUCUCUCUCUCUUGGUUCAUUCAUUCCCCCCUCUCUCUCUCUUGGUUCAUUCAUUCCCCCCUCUCUCUCUCUUGGUUCAUUCAUUCCCCCCUCUAUCUCUCUUGGUUCAUUCAUUCCCCCUCUAUCUCUCUUGGUUCAUUCAUUCCCCCUCUAUCUCUCUUGGUUCAUUCAUUCCCCCUCUAUCUCUCUUGGUUCAUUCAUUCCCCCCUCUAUCUCUCUUGGUUCAUUCAUUCCCCCCUCUAUCUCUCUUGGUUCAUUCAUUUCCUUCUCUCUCUUGGCUCUUUCACCCCCUCUCUCUCUCUUUUGGCUCAUUCAUUCCCUUCUUUCUCUUUUGGCUCUUUCACCUCCCUCUCUCUCUCUCAGCUCAUUCAUUUCCCUUUUUCUCUUUCACAUCCUUCAUCUUCCUAUUUUUUCCCUCUCUCUUGGCCCACUCAGUUUCCUUUCUCCCUCUCAGCCCAUUCCUUUUUCCAUUUUCUCCCAGCCCAUUUUUCUUCUUUCUUUCUUUCUCUCUCUUUCUUUUGGACCAUUUAUCUUACAUUCAGCCAAUUUAUUUCUCUCCCUCCCUUUCUCUCUCUCAGUCUGUUGAUCAUCUUAUCUCUCUCUAUCUCUCUACACAUUCAUUUCCCCCGAUCAGCUUUUGUUAUAAAUCUUUGUAGCCUUGUUACCCUUAUACCUAUUCUCUCUCUUAGUCAUGGUGGGGCUUUAAGAAUCAGAAUUGGGGUUCAAAACAAAUUAGUAAGUAUAGUUUAG